UGAGCGCUUGGAUGUUGCUUUCAUCGCAAUUACAGUAGUCGAGAAUUUUACUCCUGGAGGUGGCAGCCUGUAUUCUAUGGUGGAGGAAAGGAUAAUGCUCAAGCCGCUACCCAACCCCUCUUCCAAUUUAUCUUUGAAGUCACGUUCACGUAUACCAAGCAAAGGUGCGAAGGACCAUUUAAGCCUUUUACCUUCACAGGCCAUUUUGUAUAGUAUUGCAGGCCUGCCUCGAGUACAUCUUAGUCUGUUUCUUAAAGGGUCCAUACCCAGAAAUAGUUGCAAGAAUUUUCAUCCACUCUAAUCUUAUCUUGGAAGAUGGAGGACACAACAUGGGAGCAGAGACUACAAGCUCUUACUCACAUCCUUACCAGCCCUAUAACAACGCCAGAUCUAUAUUCUCAAUUCUUCAUCUCCAACCAUGUUCCUUGCUACCUCAAUUGGGACUAUCCGCCUAUCCUCUGCACCAAAGACACCAGAUCUUUCCCUUCUCUACAUCUGAGAUGGGGAUUCUCUCUUUUCCUCAAAAGGGUCUCCAGACUAGGGUUUCCUGAGACUUCUUGGCGGUCAAAAUGCCCUUAUCAACAGCCUCCACCUCUGGUUCUUGCAAAGGGAGUAGAGGAAGCACAGUGGAGUGCUGAGUUUAAAAGAGAGUAUGUUAGGAAGAGAUUGAGAAGGAAAACACUUGCCAAUAAUAUUCACCCUCUUAUUCCUAUUUUAGUUCCCAAUCUCUUUCUGUUCUCACUUCUGCUUUGGAACCCAUUUCCCGAUCUUGAUUCUUGAGUUGAGAAUGACAUCAAUUGUAUUAUUGUUUUUGUAAUUAAAUAUAUUUUAAUAAUGAAUGUGGCAUUUUUGUCA
Jatropha curcas is the source of this 855-nucleotide messenger RNA. Lineage: Eukaryota; Viridiplantae; Streptophyta; Magnoliopsida; Malpighiales; Euphorbiaceae. The record is from RefSeq and is a predicted model, not a curated record.